AUGGAUGGAAGGUUAGUUGAAAUACUUGAAGAUCCCCAUACAUUUCACUUCAAACAAGAAUGGUUAGACUCUACUGAUACAGAAACCAGGACAUUGCUUGAGAUAUUUUCAUUUGGUACAAUAAAGGAUUUGACGGAUGAUCUUCGUAAAGAAAUGAGCCCAGCAAUGAUAGCGAAGCUUCAAAAAUUAACCAUUAUCUCCCUUAGUGAGCAAUGCAGAGUACUUACAUAUGAAACAAUUGCAAACGAAUGUCUCAUUGAUAAUAUGAAUGAUGUUGAGAAUUUCCUAAUCCAGCUUCAAGGUUUCUUUAGGGUCAGACUAGAUUCUGUCGAACGAGUGGCCAAGAUAACAGACUGGUUUGAUUGUAGAGAUGUAUAUGCCAAUGAGCGCGACUUGUAUAGAGUCCAUAAUCUUCAAAUCAGUAAAGAGAGCUUGAUCCAAGACUUAAAAAAGUGGAAAUCAAAAUUGACACAAGAUAUUCUGGGUUAA
This is a messenger RNA of Kazachstania africana CBS 2517, 489 nucleotides long. RefSeq names its product Csn9p (gene CSN9). Gene Ontology annotation, biological process: cytoplasmic translational initiation. Gene Ontology annotation, cellular component: eukaryotic translation initiation factor 3 complex. Bases 1 to 489 code for a protein of 162 amino acids. The transcript has a single exon. The record is from RefSeq and is a predicted model, not a curated record. NCBI's taxonomy places the organism in Eukaryota, Fungi, Ascomycota, Saccharomycetes, Saccharomycetales, Saccharomycetaceae.